AUGCCGGCUCCGCUGGUUAAAGUCUUGCAUCGCCUGCAGGAGCUAUUCCAGAACGUGGUCGCCGCUCUCGAGACCAUGAUCCUCUUUCCCUCCCUCUUUCGCGGCUUCGGCCACAAACGUCGCAAACCAUUCUUAGGUGCCCACUGGCGCCGUCGCUCUCUUGAUGAUUUCGCUAGUGAGGUGGAAACCCUCUUUACAACACCCCUGUCGACAUCCAAAAUGCUGGAUAUGUCGGAGAAGAUCCGCGUACAAUUUCGCCAUUGCCUACAAACCUCCCCAUGCAACAUGUUACCAUCCUACACCCAUGCUUUACCGAGUGGGUCUGAGAAAGGCACAUACUUAGCACUGGAUGUAGGUGGAUCAACAUUUCGGGUUGCUUUGAUUGAACUGCACGGACGGGAAGAGGAAAUGCGCAUCGUGCGGGUAGCGUCGUCGCAAAUCGAUAACACAGUGAAAUUAUUGGAAGGAACACAGUUCUUCGACUGGAUGGCAGGAGAGAUUGAGAGAAUGCUCAUGGAUGUUGGAACGGAUUAUGGACGUGGUGAGGCAGCUUUGCCAAUAGGUCUCUCGUGGUCAUUCCCCAUAGAUCAGACCUCAAUGAGUAGCGGACUGGUGAUUCACAUGGGCAAAGGAUUCCACUGUUCAAACGGAACCGUUGGACAGGAGCUAGGUCAAUUAUUGAUUGACUCUUGUCGCAAGCGUAGUUUGAAUGUGGAGAUGGCUGCUAUUGUCAAUGAUAGCUCCGCUGCAUUGCUGUCGCGUGCCUAUGUCGACCCGAAGACACGCAUGUCGUUGAUCCUUGGAACAGGUACCAACAUGGCCAUCCACUUCCCUGUGCACGAAAUCGGGCGCACCAAGUUCGGCAUACGUCCAGAAGGCUGGUUUGACUAUGCAAAGUAUGUUAUUGUCAACACUGAGCUGAGCAUGUUUGGUGGAAGUGUCUUACCAAUGACUCGCUGGGACGAUAUCUUGAACAUGACUCACUUGCGACCCGACUAUCAACCGUUGGAAUACAUGAUUACGGGCCGGUACUUGGGUGAGAUUGUUCGACUCAUUAUGGUUGAAGCGGUUGAGACGGCGAAACUGUUUGGUGGAGAGCUGCCCCAUUCAAUGCGUGAGCCUUACUCCUUCGAUACAAGCAUUAUUGCAUUCCUGGAGGACGAUUCUUCUGCCUCUCUGUCCGCCUCUGCUGCGCUUUUACAGAAACAACACACUUUCCCCGGCUGUCCCUCUGUCGAGGACCUGCGCUUCAUCCGCCGCGUUUCUCAAGUUGUCUCCCGCCGCGCUGCCGCAUACCUAGCCACUGGUAUCCACAGCAUGUGGUGCCUGGGCAAUGAAGUUGAAUCCACAUCAACAGAAUCUGCAAAGGAUAUCUUGAAAGAGGCUCCCGGGAUUACCGUUGUGGAAAGCGAAGAGGCCGUGAAGAACAUCUCUAUUGCGUGCGACGGUACUGUCAUCAACAAGUACCCCGGCUUCCGUGAUAACUGCCAGAAUUACCUCGAUGAACUAUCCGAACAGUCCCACCCAGGUUCUAAAUCUGCCAUUUCUCUGAACCUUGCUCCUGAGAGUGCAAUCUUGGGUGCAGCAGUGGCUGUAGCCGUGGCAGUGGCUGAGAAAGCCGAGCAGCGCUAA
Molecule: messenger RNA, 1632 nt
Organism: Penicillium malachiteum
Lineage: Eukaryota; Fungi; Ascomycota; Eurotiomycetes; Eurotiales; Aspergillaceae
Product: putative hexokinase
Exons: 1
Coding region: 1-1632 (543 amino acids)
Biological process (GO): glycolytic process; intracellular glucose homeostasis; glucose 6-phosphate metabolic process
Cellular component (GO): mitochondrion; cytosol
Molecular function (GO): ATP binding; D-glucose binding; fructokinase activity
Source: RefSeq, a predicted model, not a curated record